UCAUCGUCAGCAUCAUCAGCAUCCUUCCGCUGGAUGCAGAGGAGCGUCAGGAUGCUACGGGUCGUGUUUGAGGCUUUCUAAUCCCAUCUGCAGCCACAUCCCUGCUUUGUUGUUGUUGUUGUUAUUGUUGUUAGUGUUUAGUCUGCAGCAGAUAUGUUUCCUUCGUGUUACUCCAAACCGGCGGACGGCAGUGGGAAGCGGAGCUCGGUGGCGAAGCUGCUGCUGGGAGUGUUUGUGGUUUAUUCUCUGCACACCGGCUGGCUGCUGUACGGUUUCCUCAACACCAAACCCUGCGACGGAGGCCGAGGAGAGACGUGCAUCAGCUCCUACCUGACCGGAAGCCCCAGACUGCAGAUGAGUGUCUUCACCUGCCUGCUGCCUGAUAACAGCCCGCUGCAGCUCGCUGUCGCCGUCGACCCGUUUGACCCUCAUUCUGCUUUCCAGAGGACCGUCAACGUGUCUCUGCCAGAGGAGACUCGAGCCAACGGGACGCUGUUCGCUGUCGUCUAUGUCCACAAAGCUGGAGUUUCUCCACUGGAGGACAGUCGGGAAGUUCACUACGCUUCUCAGCUCACCUCCUACAUCCUCCCUCAGCAUGCAGAGAAGCUCAGAUCAGAGAAUCCAGUGUCCCAUUGGAGGCCCCACCUGUCAAUCACGAUGAUGUCAGAGGACUUCACCUUCAACAAGGCGGGGCUUCCCAGUGAUGUUCGCCGCUACAUGAGAGUUUCUCAGGACGGCCGACAGAUGAUCUACCUCCCUCUGCUGCUGGUCAACGAGCUCAGCUGCAGAGUCCGAGACCUGAUGGAGAUCAGCAGCAGCUCUGCUCAGCUGCCUCUAACUGUGUCCUAUGAAGGGAUCUCUCUGAGAGGGUUCAGGUUCUGGGUCCAUCUGCAGGACAUGGUUUAUUCCCUGCGGCAGUUCGGCUUCACUGAGGAGAACAUUGAUGAGAUUAAAGAGACUCUGGUUGGAUCCAACCUUUACCUGCUGGUGCUGACGGCGCUCAUCACAGCUCUGCAGCUCAUCUGUGAAUUUCUGGCUUUAAAAAAUGACAUCAGCUCAUGGAGGAAGAAGAAGAGCAUGGUGGGAAUGUCGAAGAAAUCCGUUCUGUGGCGAAGCCUCAGCACGCUGCUCAUCUUCCUCCACCUGCUGGAGGAAACCAGUCUGCUGGUUCUGCUGCCGGUCGGACUGGGAGCCUCUGUGGAGGUGUGGAAGCUGUUCAGAGUCUUUAAAAUCCAGCUGCCGUGUAAAAGCAACAAGCUGCAUGUGAAUAAAAUGGAUGAAGACGAGAGGAGGACGCUGGAGUUCGAUGCUCAGGCCUGCAGAUAUCUGUCCUACCUGGUUUAUCCUCUGUGCAUCAGUGGAGCCGUGUUCUCUCUCGCCUACUUACGCCAGAAGAGUUAUUACUCCUGGUUGAUCAACAGUCUGGUGACGGGAGUUUAUGCUUUUGGCUUCUUGUCGAUGGUCCCUCAGCUCUUCAUCAACCACAAGUUGAGGUCUGUGGGUCACCUACAGGGGACGGUGUUGAUGUACAGGGGAGUUAACACGCUGAUCUCAGAUCUGUGCUGCUUCGCCUCCUUCUUCUCACCUUCUGGAGGUUUUUCUUCCUCCCAUCAGCUCUCCUGCUUCAGAGACGAGCUGCUGUUUCUGUUCUACCUUUACCAGAGACGACGUUUCGCCUCUAAACCCAGAAGAAGAGAAUCAGUUCCUCACAGCAAGAAGGUGAAAACUCAGUGAGCAGAGCUUGAAUGCUGGACACAGAACUGAGCGGCUGGAGCAGCUUCUGGCUCUUUGUUGGACGAUGAGGUCGACUCUUCGUCCGCUGAUCUUCUCUGAUGUCAGCUGAGUUUCAUUUCAACACUUGUGAUCACUUCAUUCUGCUCUUGAUGAACAUGAGGUACAUUAUAAAGCAUACAUAACUCCCAGCAGCUUCAUCAGCAUUAGUCAACAAUCACCUCUAGAUUAGAUUUUAAGAUUCAUGAUCCUGAUGCUUCACAUUCUCCCUUUAAGGUUUACUCUGAGCUGCACAGUCAGAACUUUUUAUUGUGUUGGCACAAUUUAAAUGUAUAUAAAUGCGAUUCAAUAAACUGCAUUUCUAUGAAGCUACAUGGUGCUCAUAAUAAACCUUUUAUUUUACUGCUGCAUCUUUGCUUCCAUUGUCAUCCUGGAUUUCAUCUUGUGCACAGUUUUCCAAAAUGCAGCUUGUUUUUACUGGAAUGUAAAAUAAUGUUUCAACGUUGUUUGUAAUGAUGAAAAUUCUGUUGCACUAAAACCUGCAGAAAGACUCAGAUCUGCAGUGUUAAGCUUUUUAUUCUGAUGUGGAAGAUCUGGAAUGUAAAUAAGUGACUCUUGCUCUGAUGCUGCGUUCAGGCGUCCUGCGGUGAAACUGUUGAGGUGAUCGAGUCACAACCUUGUUUCGAGAAAUCCUUAUUUCAUUUCAGUUUCCCGUCACUUUCAGAGCUGUUUUAAAAGCCUGACUCUGUGCUGUUAAAGAAACAAGAAGUGCUCGUUUGUUUCCUUUGACUUAAUGAACGACAAACAGCAUCAAUGAGCUUUUUAACUAUUUCUGACUGAACUGCCUGGAAUGUAAUUUACUAAGUUUUAAAAAAAAAAUCUAUUUUUCCUUUUCAUUGUUCUGCUGAUGCACCUGCCUGAUGAUGUUUUUAAAAAAAUAAAUAAAUCGAAUAAACAUAAACUAUAGUUGAA
This is a messenger RNA of Acanthochromis polyacanthus (spiny chromis), 2703 nucleotides long. Its product is annotated as lipid scramblase CLPTM1L-like. NCBI's taxonomy places the organism in Eukaryota, Metazoa, Chordata, Actinopteri, Pomacentridae. The record is from RefSeq and is a predicted model, not a curated record. Bases 154 to 1734 code for a protein of 526 amino acids. The transcript has 17 exons. Gene Ontology annotation, cellular component: endomembrane system; membrane.